GCGCGCAGGCGCAGCCGGCCGAGAGUCCCACCAGCGGUCCCGGAACCUGCGGUUGCGCCCGAGGCGCUGCCCCCGCUGCCACCGCUCACGAUGGGCCCGGGUCCCCGGCUGCUGGUACCUCUCGUGCUUUGCGUGGGGCUCAGCGCUCUUGUACCUUCUGCGGGAGCGUCAGGCGUCCGCAAGCGAGGCCCCUCGGUGACGGCCAAGGUCUUCUUUGAUGUGAGGAUUGGAGAUAAAGAUGUUGGCAGAAUUGUGAUUGGCCUUUUUGGAAAAGUUGUGCCCAAGACUGUGGAAAAUUUUGUCACUCUGGCAACAGGAGAGAAAGGAUAUGGAUAUAGAGGAAGCAAAUUUCAUCGCGUCAUCAAAGAUUUCAUGAUUCAAGGAGGAGACUUCACCAGUGGAGAUGGCACUGGCGGUAUAAGCAUUUAUGGUGAGACAUUUCCAGAUGAGAACUUCAAACUGAAGCAUUACGGCAUUGGGUGGGUCAGCAUGGCCAAUGCUGGGCCUGACAGCAAUGGCUCUCAGUUCUUUAUCACCUUGACCAAGCCCACCUGGUUGGAUGGCAAACAUGUGGUAUUUGGAAAAGUCAUUGAUGGAAUGACAGUGGUCCACUCCAUAGAACUGCAGGCAACCGAUGGGCGUGACCGUCCACUCACCGACUGCUCCAUCAUCAACAGUGGCAAGAUAGAUGUGAAAACACCCUUUGUGGUAGAGGUCGCUGACUGGUGAUACAAUUGGCAGAAAACAAAGAGGAACACACUCUGCCAGGGUGGUGUGCGUGUGUGUGUUGAUUCUUAAAAGUUACUCUUUUGCUUUGUUUUUUAACUUUAUUCUGUUUUCUACCCCGGAUCACAGGAAGGUUAUAGAAAGCAACCACUCAAAGUUUAGUUAGCAUGAAUUUUGGUAAAUCACUUGUUAAGGGACUUUGCACUUAAAAGACACAUCCCUUUCCUCCAAUGGUGCUGUUUUUAAACUAGAAAACUUUGUAUUGGCUAUUUUCUUUUGAAGAACACAAUCAUUUCUUUGCUGGAUUAAUUGUGACCCCCAAAUUGAGUGAUGCUGAAGAUUUGUCUGAAAAAAGAUGGGAACAAGAAGUUUAUUACUUUGUAUUCAAACAGAAAUUCUUUUCAGGUAAAGGGAGAUUUGAUUAGUAUUAUCUGAUAUAUGUCACAGGGACUUUUACCUGAUGAAAGGUGCUCUGGUAUUCUCUAUAUUAAAUACUUUUUA
Molecule: messenger RNA, 1227 nt
Organism: Eubalaena glacialis (North Atlantic right whale)
Lineage: Eukaryota; Metazoa; Chordata; Mammalia; Artiodactyla; Balaenidae
Gene: PPIC
Product: peptidylprolyl isomerase C
Exons: 5
Coding region: 91-729 (212 amino acids)
Biological process (GO): protein folding; protein peptidyl-prolyl isomerization
Cellular component (GO): intracellular membrane-bounded organelle
Molecular function (GO): peptidyl-prolyl cis-trans isomerase activity
Source: RefSeq, a predicted model, not a curated record